This is a messenger RNA of Pectinophora gossypiella (pink bollworm), 3642 nucleotides long. It is a transcript of the gene Strump, whose product is annotated as WASH complex subunit 5. The record is from RefSeq and is a predicted model, not a curated record. Gene Ontology annotation, cellular component: endosome; WASH complex. Bases 176 to 3547 code for a protein of 1123 amino acids. Gene Ontology annotation, biological process: actin filament polymerization; regulation of actin nucleation; endosome fission. The transcript is spliced from 10 exons. Lineage: Eukaryota; Metazoa; Arthropoda; Insecta; Lepidoptera; Gelechiidae.
GUUGACAGAUGUAUAAUUUAUCAAAGACCAACUUAGUCCUUGAUAUUUACAGUUUAUAGGAGAGAGAGACGAGUUUACAUUUUGUUGUGUUUACAAUUUGUUGGCUUCCUUGUUCUUUCUUGCCCAAUUCCCAAGUUCCCAUGUCUUUUUAAAAUAUAUUAUAAUCACAUUCAAAAUGAGGGUCUUUAUGGCAGAAGAUAAUCUCUGUGCACAAAAUUUGUUGAAAUUAGUGUCUCACGGCAAUGCCAUUAUAGCAGAGAUAUUGAGAUUGAAGGAUCAUAAGCCGUCCGUUUAUCUACUGGACACUAAAGAAUUACAGCAAAAGUAUCAAGAUAUAAUUAUGGAUUUUAGCUAUUUUAAAAUUUCUGAUGCUCAAGAAAAGAAAAUCAGUAUGAAUAUGAAACUUCAAGAUCUUGAUGAUGACUUAAAAGAACAAUACUUAGAAUUAAUUAAUCGGUUCUAUCUACUUUUCGAAAACAUCUAUCAAUAUAUUGUAGAUUUGAAUUCAUUUGUUGAUCAACUAAAUGAUGGAGCUUUUAUACAACAAAAUAUUGAAACUGUAAUGAGGGAUGUAGAAGGGAAACAACUUUUGUGUGAAUCAUUGUAUUUGUAUGGGGCUAUGCUUUUAAUAUGUGAUCUCUUUAUCCCUGGCCCAAUAAGAGAAAGAUUAUUGGUAGCAUUCUAUAGAUACAGUACUAGCCAGUCUCAAUCAAAUGUGGAUGAUGUCUGUAAACUGUUGCGGGACACUGGCUAUGAUCAGCAACAUGGGAAAAGGCCUUCUGACUACCCUACUGAAUUUUUCAGUCGUGUCAUAAUUCGCCCCGACUUUAUUGAAAAAGUUGUUGGAAAAUUACGAUCAGAAGACAUUUACAAUCAGCUUGCUGUGUACACCAUUCCAGAGCACCAGGCGUCAGCGCUCGCCACGCAAGCCAGCAUGCUUGUUGUCUGUUUGUUCUUUGUGCCACACUACUUACACACUGAUACUUCUAAAAUGCGCGAAAUAGCAGACAAAUUCUUUCCUUCAAACUGGAUAAUCCCAAUCUAUAUGGGGGUAACAUUAAAUUUAAUUGAUUACUGGGAAAAUUUCAAAGCUGCAAAACUAGCACUGGGAAAUACAUGCAACACCAAGAUUGUCAAAGAACUAUUUAUGAAAAGAGGCAGCUCAGUUCCUAUGUUGAUAAGUAAAAUGCACCAUUUGUUGAAACAAGGCACAUUAACAGAUGAUUUUGUCCUAGACAACAUUAACAAAAUAUUAAAUCUGCUUCUCAACUCAAACCUUGUGAUAAGAUGGCUGCUCUUACACAAUAGUGAUGUUAUAUUUUUUGAUAACAACAAGAAAAGCAAGCAACUACGAGAUAUAGUAUUGAAAGAAUCUAAUUAUGAUCCUCUAAAAAUACUGGAGUUGCUUAUAAGCACAGCAGAAUUAGAAUUAAAAGUAAGAGAAAUUCUUAACAAGUUGUUAGAAACUCGAAAUGAUGUUUGGGAUUCCAAUAAAGCCCUUGCAUUGGAAGGUAUAAAUAGUUUGUCAGAGCUUUUUUCUGGAGCGAAACCAGUUAUAAAAGUUCAGGAAAAUGAACAAUUGAAAUUAUGGUUCGACAACAUUGCAAAGCAGAUAUCUUCAUUGAAUGAGCCUAUUACAAGCAAAACCAUCAAGAAAAUCACACAGCUCCUGCAGGCCUUAGAUGAAGUUGAAGAAUUUCAUGGAAUAAAAAGCACUUCAACAAUUGUUCAGUUUCUUUCUGAAAGCAAAGAUGCGUUAAAAAAUCUUCUCAGAGCUGCGUCUUUGAAAGAGGAUUCAUUAGUUACUUUAGAAACAAUAGCAGAUGUCAGCUAUGCCUGGUGUACGAUUGAUCUAUAUACCAAGUUUAUGCAAGACAGUAUCAAGGAAAACCCAGCUGUAACAAGCAGACUGAGAGCUUUGUUCUUAAAAUUAGCAAGUGCCAUGGAAAUUCCACUUCUCAGGACCAACCAAGCACACAGCGACGAUUUGGUCUCUGUCUCGCAAUAUUACAGUAAUGAGUUAAUUAAGUAUAUACAAAAAGUACUUCAAAUAAUUCCCGAGAUGGUAUUUAGUAUAGUAGAAAAAAUAAUUGAUCUUCAGACAUGGACAAUAAAGGAGGUCCCCACAAGACUUGAAAAGGAAAAGUUGAGGGAGCAUGCACAAUUAGAACAUAGAAUGGAAGUUGCUAAACUGACACAUUCAGCUUCAACUUUUACUACAGGAAUUUUGGACAUGAGAUCAACAUUAGUUGGUGUUAUAAGAGUGGACCCAGCAGAGUUGUUGGAAGAAGGUUUGUUAAAGGAAUUAGAUAAACAUAUAAGUAAAAAGUUUGUAGAAUUUUUGGAACCACAACAGAAAAAGUCCCUUGCCACAUCCAAUAACUUACUACCUCGAUUGCAAAAGUUAGCCGAAAGUAUGGAUGGCUACAAAAGAUCUUUGGAAUAUAUUCAGGAUUACAUAAAUAUUCAUGGAUUGAGAAUUUGGCAGAAACAGGUGUCCACCAUAAUCAAUGAGAGUGUUACUAAAGAAAUCAGCUUGCGUAAAGGUGUUGAAUUAUACAGUCCAUCUGCUGGGUUCAUGGGGAGUCUCGCCAGGCAAAUCGUACAACUAACAGAGGCAAGAGUUUGCACUUAUAUCAGUAUAUGUUCCGCAUGGUUUGAUGUAAAAACUCAAAAUGAAAUUGUCAACACUAAAACGUUUGCUAAACUUAAUGACGCCAUCGGUGUCGUAGGUCUGCACGGACUAGACACGUUAUAUGGAUUUAUGAUAAAAAAUCAAUUACAAAACAUGCAACAAAUAUUUAGGAAUGCACAAGACAAAAUAGUUAUGGUAAAUACUAAUAUGGAUGUAAAGGAAAUUGAACAAAUUAUAACAAAAAACCAAAAAAGUUUGCAACAAUUGACAGAAAUGACUGUUCUUAUUGGGAGCCUACAAGUGCUCAGGAGGCAUAUAGCAUAUCAAUUGAACACCAGUUGCAAGUUUGAUUCUGCACAGUUAGAAGCGUCUUUGCGAACUGUGAAUGAGUCGAUUAUAAACAAAUUGAAAGUUUCAAGCAACUCAGAAGGAAUACCAAAAGUUUCUUCAGCAUUGAUUCACCAUUUAGAAGAAUAUUUGGUCAGAUGUGGGAUUUACGAGCCGUUCGACAAAAUUUACGUAAAAAACGCUACUGAACUUCUGCAUGCAGACAUGGGUCGAAUUAUGGCUGUUCUUUUAAUUUCACAAUUAUCAAGACUGCAGAUAUGUUAUACUUCAGGAGAUUUAAUUACAAGAAAGGCUGGGGAGAAUAUUGAUGGCUAUCCACUUAUAGUGGGUAUUUACACUGUGUUACAUCAGACUAGAACAGAAAAUGUUGAUGUAUUUAUUGAUUUCAUGUGCCAUUAUGUUAGGAAUACUACAGUUUCAAAGACAAAAUCAUCUGAUGUAACAAUUGAAGGUGCAUACAUUGUGAGGAUCAUGGUACUCUUUUGUGAAACAUUUAACAUUCCUUUUACUAAACUGGAAGAUAAACUACCCUUGGUUUUACUCACCCAUACAUUACAGAAAUGAAACAAUAUUUCCGUAAAUUAUAUUCUUAAGUUCUAAUAUAUUGUUAAAUAAUACAUAAUAUAUUGUGUUUAAAUAAAUAUUUACAUGCUUAAAAA